AUGAAUUUCUUAGCUGUUGAGUCAAUGUCAGAUUGGUCUGCUAGUGAAAACGCGGAAAUGGUUUUUGUUAAUUUAUUUGAUAAAACAAAUUCUCUUGAAACUGAUGAAAUUAGUACCAACAGCAAUUUGAAAAGGUUUUAUAUUCCUACAGACCAAGAAUUGAAUGAUGUAAUUUCAUACUCAAAGGUGGUAAAUGCAGAGCUUUCAACACAAAAUUGCAAAUGA
Messenger RNA from Entrophospora sp. SA101, 225 nucleotides. The record is from the annotation of a GenBank genome assembly. Lineage: Eukaryota; Fungi; Glomeromycota; Glomeromycetes; Entrophosporales; Entrophosporaceae.